CGUGCAUUUCCACUCGUAAAGAACUUCUCAAACAGCAUGGAUGAUCGACGAAUCUUCUGCCUUCUGAUCCCCCUCUUGGUGUUCCUUGCUUUCGAAGUUCAAAAUGCCCACUCGCAGACGCUUCUGUUAGGGGCUUGCCCUAACCCACCUGUGCAGCAGAACUUUUCCGCCCAAGACUUCUUAGGUCGUUGGUAUGAGGUGGAGAGAACUUUUGUCAUGGCAGAAGUCGGAUGGAGAUGCAUUUCCGUGGAUUAUAAGGAAGAAAGUGGAAGAAUUCGUGUCGAAACGGCUGGUACUGCAGUAGUUAGAAGAGUAAUGACUGCUGUCGCAACAUUCUCACCUAACAGCCCAGCACGAAUUAUCCUUAGAGGGGAAGGAUCCCUACCGACGCAGAGUACCAACUAUGUCUUGUUUACGGAUUAUGAAAAUGUGGCUGUAGUGUGGUCCUGCAGAAAUGUGGAGCCUCCAAUUCCAAUAACAGGCUUUGAUUUCUUACGAAAUUUCACUCAUACGGAAAACUUGUGGAUUUUAUCACGAAAAAGGAAACUUGAUCCAGAACUUAAGGAACAUAUCUACAGUUUCUUGGAUAAUAACGCCAUCAACAGACGUAGCUUGAGAGCAGUUCCCCAGGAAAAUUGCCAAAGUUCCGACACCACCACAUGAGGAACUUGGAAAUGAAAGUCGAAGUUUUUCCCAACGAUAAUUUAAAACAAUCUUCUUUAUUGUGAAAUUUGUCAGUGUUAUGUCCUGUUAAAUACUUUGUUAAAUUAUUAUUCUUCAUUUCUGUGUAACAUCUGCUGGCAGAUGAAAAACUAACUUAAUAAAAACUUUAUUUAAUAUACUAAA
Molecule: messenger RNA, 846 nt
Organism: Stegodyphus dumicola
Lineage: Eukaryota; Metazoa; Arthropoda; Arachnida; Araneae; Eresidae
Product: apolipoprotein D-like
Biological process (GO): lipid metabolic process; response to reactive oxygen species
Cellular component (GO): cytoplasm
Source: RefSeq, a predicted model, not a curated record